Molecule: messenger RNA, 1840 nt
Organism: Phalacrocorax carbo (great cormorant)
Lineage: Eukaryota; Metazoa; Chordata; Aves; Suliformes; Phalacrocoracidae
Source: RefSeq, a predicted model, not a curated record
UGGCUGCGCGUCUGCGCUGCAGCACGAAAUCCCAGAAAUCGGUGCCCUUCGCCUCGGUCCAUCCCUGUGGAAGCAGUUUAAAAACAUUCUACAGCAGCCUUGCUACCUGCGGGUUCCCCAAGAUCAGUGCUGGAUUUAUCUGGGUUUGUAGGGAAAAUAUUUUUAAAAUUAGAGAAGCCAUAGGUAAGUUAGGAAGAGUGGAGCACUAGGUACAUACAAUGACAACAGAGAGUCACAGUAAUUUGGAAAUUGUUAGGUGGUUUUAUGCUUAUGAUUUUAAUAUGGGAAGGGUUAAAGCGGAAUGAAGACUUGCUUGAAUGCAUGAGUAUCAGCUGAUGCUAUUUUAACAAUUUCAACUCUUCCAGGUUUUCACCUGAGGCAGUUGUUGAACAAAGGAGGAAAGAGGCUUAGACUUUGUGUGAGAAAGGUGCUAGGUUGCUAUGCCAAGCCAUUGCAUGGGAGCAGAGAAACAUUCUGUCUUCCCUCACACCCUUUUUGAAAAGGACCGGAGACCGCUGGAGAGUGUACGAGGGUGUACAUUGACAGAAGCUGAGCAAGCGUGAUGCGCUGAGCAAGGACCGUAUGAGGAGCGUUAUGUUAUAGACAGUAAUGUGUUUGACAAGAUAAUAGAGUAUGUUACAGCAUAGAGGAAUAUCCUGACUUUAAUCAAACAGGAAUAUGAGGCAUUUAUUUACUGUAGCUGGACACCCUCCAAUUCAGCCAUAACUCUGUGAGCAGUCAAAUGUGCAUUGUCUGAAAAGCAAUGACAUCUAGUAGCACAUUGGGUUAAACAGCAAAGGUACAUGCCUCUUUUGAAAUAUUCCAAAGUUACGGGACACAUUAGUAACACUGUUCUGUUACAUUACCUUGUUUUCUUCAGGUUAACCUUUCCUGAGGCAGUAGGAGAUACUAUUUAUGAUUGUGGGAAAGUGGAACCAAGCAAGGAGUCAAAAUACCUGGCUUUGGCUCAGGUUGUGUUUGGUCAGUUUGGCGCGCACAAAAAAGUUGCUCUGUGCAUAUGUAAAGGGGGUGAAUUUCUGGAGCAAUGGAUUAAGCAACUGAAGCAUUUUUCUUUAGACCGUUUGUGCAAUAUGCUUAAUAUGAAUUGUACAAAGCUUAUUAGGGCAAAUGCAGGAUCUGUAAAUGUGGUUGGUUUUGUUUGUUUGUUUUUCUUUUUAGAUGCGUUAAAACAGGUUCUGAAUGAUGCUGCCUGUACUUUUAAAGACUGGAAUAAGAUAGCAGUUGCUUGUUCAGAAAAUAAGCAUGAAAAUUUAUCUCAGAAAAUCGUGUCGAUUCUCACCUCGCAGGAUGGAGUGUUUGAAAAUUCACUACUUGAAGAUAAAGAUGGAAGGAUAAUGGAACGUGUUUUCUGGGAGUUGUUCUGCGCAACAACAGAGGGAGCUCUUACAGCAGUCAAGUAAAGAAGUCUCCUAGCUCUUUGUAUGAACCAUAGUAAACACUAAGCAUGUGGAAACAAUGCAUGCAAUUAUUUACCAUCAAAUUUCAGGGUUUUGUCCCUUUUAAUGUCUCAGAAUGAGUGCAUGUUUGUAUUUCGUUUAACUGGCAAUGUAUUCUCAGUGUAGAAGGAAGUGGGUGUGUUGUACUCUGGAAUGGUGUGGUAGGGUGAUGGUAUGCAUGUGCUUUCCAUCCUGUUCUCCGCUUCAGUACAUCGUGUCUGUCCUUCAUUGCUGGAGGGAGAUACUGCCAGGCGUUUAGAAUCGGCGUGGGUAAGGGAAGCUCCUCCGAGUGUAUCACUGUUCUGAGGGAGCUGAACAAAGGGCGUUGUGCAUUGCAGACGUACCCUCAUGCCUUGGUCUUUUGGGUUUUUUUUCUGAUAGGC